Messenger RNA from Alternaria alternata, 1431 nucleotides. RefSeq lists its product as hypothetical. The record is from RefSeq and is a predicted model, not a curated record. NCBI's taxonomy places the organism in Eukaryota, Fungi, Ascomycota, Dothideomycetes, Pleosporales, Pleosporaceae. Bases 123 to 1388 code for a protein of 421 amino acids. The transcript has 2 exons.
GUUGGAGAUAUUAGAUAGAUGCACAAUAUUUUUAUCGCAGCCUCAUACCCAGACCUGUCAGCUAUAUGCCCCCCAGAAAUAGGAUCGAGCGAUAAGACAAAACACAAGAUCAACAGAUCAAUAUGCGGGGAGAAAAUGCGACAUAUUCAAGUACGCCAUCGCCAAAUCGAUGGGGCCAGCCAACCGAUGUCUUUUCAGUACUCCUAAUUCUCGGCGGUGACAUCGUGAACAAGGCCUUGGCUCAACUAGCUGGAGGCACCAUUACACCAGUUUCCUUCUCCUUCGGAUGGGUGUCAUAUGCCCUUUCAGCCUUGCUCGCGAGUGUGAGUAACGCGAAGUUGAUGCCUUCCGCGCUUGAAGUAUCCAGCAUUGUCAUAACAACUAAGAAUGGCUACUCGCGUCCAAACAACAGUUGGGUGUUGAGUCGAAUACUCCGAGACUAUGAAUCAUGGAUGGACAUUGCCGUCCGACUAAAGCUGAACUCGAUCAUGGAUGAUCGUCAUAACUACCUGAAGAGUCACACCAAGCCAGGUACACCAGUACCCAGACCACAAAAGAGUGGACUUUGUAUUGCAGUAUACGAACCUUCUCGAAGAAGUCGCGCAGGAGAACCUAGGCAUGACUUGGUGUACUGGAGUGGUUUUCCUAUUAUUUUAUCGCAGAUUGCAGUCGCUAUUGUUCCACUACUCUCGGCUUCGAGAGACUGGUCGGUAAUGGUCAUCACCGUGGUGGGUACCAUCUUAUCGUUCCUAGUUGGUGCUUUGUCACAGUGGCAAAGAGAGAAAUGGUUCUGUCGGCGAAACGCUAUGAACACCUAUGCCCUUACUCGCGGUAAUGGAUCACAGCACGCAUUGAUCAUCCUGGGCAACGGUCAUGGCUUAGAUCUUGAAGAUUUGGCAGCGGGUAUAGAGACUUUGGAAACAGCCGCUGCAGGUUGGAAAACGAAAACGUUUCUAUUCAUCAUGGGUUGGUCGUGGAUCUUAUUACUGAUUGCGGCGGCAGGAUUAUCGCAGCCAUCAUGGUAUCUUCUCGCUGUGGGUGGUAUUGGAAUGAUGCACAAUCUUUUCGUCGCUGGCUGGCCACGCCAUCCAAGCGCCAUGGGAAUUCAUCUAAAAUUCCGCACAGUCAUCGGUCACAUGUCGACUAUGGAGGCUCUCUUAGCUUUGGAGGCUCAGUACACUCAUGCUGGACGAAGUUUACUUCCAAUCUACUUCCCUGGUCGCAUUUUCCCGGAAGAGGAAGCUCAAUGGGAAGCACUUCGGCUGAAGGCAGAACACGAAGAAUCUGUGCAGCGUCAGAACAUCCAAGCAGGGCGAGCUAGACCACCAAUGCUACCCUUGGAAUCUUGGAUUCUACAUGCUAAGAGUUAUGAAGGGAAGAGGAAGUAAGCCAUCCUGCAGCCUAGCGAAAUGGAAAGCCUACUGGGUCAUA